This is a messenger RNA of Syngnathus typhle (broad-nosed pipefish), 6818 nucleotides long. RefSeq lists its product as uncharacterized. The record is from RefSeq and is a predicted model, not a curated record. The transcript has 10 exons. Bases 550 to 6315 code for a protein of 1921 amino acids. Lineage: Eukaryota; Metazoa; Chordata; Actinopteri; Syngnathiformes; Syngnathidae. Gene Ontology annotation, molecular function: protein binding.
AUAUCUCUUCGCUUUUGACGUCACUGAAAUAAAGUCUGCUUGUUCAUCCCUCACACGGGAGAAUUGAUUUGUCUGCAAAGAUUGCAUUUGUGUCAUGCCCUCCUCGCAGUUUACUUUAAAAGCCCCCCGCCCCCCGAUUUAGUUAGCCCCGACGGCUAGUCCCAAUGAAAUGCCGUUUUCUUGUCGGGACUCUCCACCGAGCGUUCGCCCGGCUAAUUACGCCGCGUUAGCUUUAGCAUUAGCCAUCAGCGCACCGUCACUGACAUCACUCGGACAUGAGUUGUUGUACUCAUAACUUUACUUUUGGCCCAAACGACGUUUAAUGGCGUUACGUCGCGACCAUGGAGACCGAGCGGAGUAACUGCAGGCCGAGUUCGGUGGUCAAUAGCUAAUACCUAGCUAAAGGAAAUUGAACGCUUUUCUCCUGGAAAAAAAAAAAGUAGGCUUGCAGUGGGAUUUUGGAGCCGCGUAUAAAAUGUUAAGAGCAGCAGCAUGGUUGACAGCUGUAAACACCCUGCAGGCUUUCACCUCUAAGGGUUAGGCCAAGUCAUGUCUUCAAGUUCUGCAUGGACGAGGCUUGGUGCUGAUGACAUGGACCUCGACACGUCCGAGGACGGUCUCAGCAAUGGUGCCUCUGUCGCUCCCGGGGAUCACCCGGCGACCAGCAACGACGGCAUGUCCGACUUCUCCACCAGUGACAUCUCACUCCCCGAAGUCUGCGUCACCACCAACUUUGAGGAGACAAUGAGCCAUGAAGUCCAUCAAGCUUAUAGGAUCUUUUCUGGCUUUCUCCUGGACAAACACAAGGCAAUUGCCGGACUGUUCCUCCACGCCGUGGGGCAUCAGGAGGCCCAGUCCGGUGUCGGUGGCGUCUGUGCCUCGGGUCAGGCGAGGCUCAAACAGUCCAUGUGCUUGCGCAGGAUAGAAGAGAAGUUCAUCAACCUGGAGUAUCACAGCAUAACGGAGUUUGUGGCUGACUUCAGGCUAAUGUUGGAGAACUGCUACCGCUACCAUGGCGUGGACCACUGGCUCUCCAAACAGGGUCAAAAGUUGGAGAUCAUGCUAGAACAGAAACUCACACUACUGUCCAGGACUCUUCGUGAGAAGACCACUUUGGCAGUGACCUCCAAGGGGCGUUUUGGCCCGGAGGAGGAGCGAGCUCCAGGAGGAACCUCCACAAGGAGGCGAUCUUCAUCUCGAAGCUUGACGACUAUCACCGUGGGUGGGCAUGAGUCGGUCAUGGUGCAGGCCCUCAGGAUGGAAGAGCAACAGAGGGCAAAGGAGGAGAAGAGGCAACGCGAGCUGGAGAAAAAAGAAGCAGAAGAAAUGUCGGCCAAAGCGGUGGAGGAGUGGGAGCAGACUUUACUGACGCAGGCGUCCCCCCACACGAUAGACACCCUGUGGGAACUCCCCGCCAUAGGCCACUUCCUAUGCCUGGCACAGACGGUGCUCAACCUACCAGAGAUUGUCUUCUUUGAACUGGAGCGCUGCCUACUGAUGCCCCGCUGCAGCAGUCUCCUCUCCAAAAUAAUGUCAACCCUCCUGUCACCAUGCCAGCGGCGGGCCACCUUGCACCGCCGACCAGCUCUGCCGUACCGCCGUUGGGAGGCGGAGCUCAGGCAGCGGGUCAAGGGCUGGUACCGGACUAUCGGGGGUGCUCGCGAUCAGCCGGCUCGGGCCGAGCAACUCGGACUUUGUCAUCAGUUUUUCCACAACCUGGGCGAGGCGAGUCCCUUGGAGGAGAAGCCGUUCCACUCGCUGCCUCUCGGCCAGCGAGUGUGGCUCCUCAAAGGCUUGUGCGACCACGUGUACGAGACCAAGAAGGAUGUUCAGGAUGCCGUGCUGGCCCAGCCCAUACAUGAAUGCAGGGAGUCCAUCUUGGGCUAUGACAGCAAGGACAACGCCUACAUACAUUUCCCCCAUUUCUGCGGGGCGGACUUGAGGAUCUACCGUCAGAGCCCCAGCGCACCUCCUCCUUUUCCUUUCCCUUCAGCGUUGGCGAGACGGCUCGACCUCCACGUUGAAGAUACCGACGUGCUGAAAGACACCGCAAGGCACAUUGACACCUCCGGUGAUUUGGGGAACACAUUGAAGUAUUUUGUCAAAGAAAACGGAGACGGGCAGGAACACAAAGAGACGUUUUGGCCGGUAAAGAAGGAAGACGUGAGGUGUCGGUCACUGUCGUCGGAUGGAGACUCCAGUGAUGAGUUAAGCCGAAAUUGGCGACCUAGCUGCUUCGUUUCAAAAGGAGAAAUAAAACAAGAAACUACCGAAUCGGACCGCCAAUCCACAACACUAAAAGAAGGCCUUUCCUUGGGUUCCGCGCGUCCUAUUAAUGAAGAGACUCAAAAUCCUUGUCUGAAUGUAGGGGAACACACCUACACAGGUAGGUCACCUGCUCGCCGUGCGGACACCACCGAUUCAUCCAGCAAAUCGUCCAGGGUCAAAACGGAAGGAGAAAACCUGAACACGGGACACCAGCAAACAACUCCCUGUUUGAAAUGUCGAAGAACUCUCAAAUCGGUGCGGCGAGGUUGCAAAUGCCCGUCUGUCCAAAAUACCAGCGAUGAAGACGAGGUCCGCGAUAGGAUGUGGUCUAAAAAAAAGAAAUGCAAGAAAAAGCGAGGAAGGGGGGGGCCACGGCAAGGGCAAAACCUUCAGGCAGCUGAAUCAGCAUUACAGGGAAUUACCGCCAGCAUUCAGAGGAAAGAUAAAAGGAAAAAACAGAAAGAAGGAAAAAAAGGUAAAUCUGCGAAGAAAAUUAAAGACGAUCCUUCUGUUGAGCCGGCGUUUAAGUUGGUUUGCACCAGCUUGCAGGAGUUGCGUGAGCUCAUCAGCAAAAUUGAAGACGAGCUCGACGAGCUGGAGAGCGCAAAAAAUCAAUUGGAUCGAUGGUUUUUAAGAAAACAAUCUGUGAAAGAGCUCCACAGCACUCUAAUAAGACUACUGAAUGAGCUCUCACCCUGGGAACCGAAACUUAUGAAGGCCCACCAAAGAAACAGGCUUCGAUUGAAGAAGGAGUUUGAUGAUUUCAAGAAACAUCCAGAAUAUAAUAACUUUAUUCGAGAGGAGUGUUUGUCAACAUCGUCCUCGUCAUCUGAAGACGGAGAAGAUAUUCCUUUGUUUGAUCGCCAGCCAGGCUCAGAAGAUGAAAUGGAACACGUAGUUCCGAAAGGUCUCUGGACUGGAGCAAGCACUAAGGACUUGGAAGCUGAAUCUGUUGGUGAGAGAUCACCCACCUUUGGAAUCAACCAAGAAACUUCUGAACAAUCGUCAAGAGUUCAGGCUGAUGGCAGUUUUGCCCCCCCGGACAUUGAUACAAAGUCGAAAUGUGAAAUGAUUCAGUCCGACACCGCGGGAAAGCCCGUCCAGGCUUCAUCGGCAUCCAAACUUCAAGUUGUCCACCUCAGCCCCGGACUACCCAAAGGGUACACGCCCAUCCCCACCCUGCUAGCCAAGAGCGUGGGCAACAAAGUGACCUUAGUAAAACGACAUGUCGAUUACUCGGGGCUCAACAACGCUGAUAGACAAAGCAAGGGACCGUCAAGCUCCCUGGCUUCAUCUACAGCGGCGAUUUCAAAACCACAUCCACAAUCCAUUUCGGAACAAAACUCACUGCAAGGUAAAUGUGCAAUUCGACAAACCGCAACGGUCAAACUUUCAGCAGCACCGCUCGCGACGGAUUGGGCUAAAGGAAGUCAGACUUUAUUGCAAACUCCUCUCCAAGGAGCGUCGAAUGUUCCUGAAGCCCCGGACCAACUUGUCAGACAAGGGGGAAGCAAUUCACUGCAAUCAGUUCUCGACUACGGCAGACAGGAGAAGAUGAUGCCGCAGGUGGUCAUGAUGCCUUCCAAACAUGUCCUUGAAAAUUCCAAGGAGCAACAGUCGACGGGACCCAUGUACCUGUCCACCAGUGUGUCUGGCUUUACAAUUCCUGACAACGUUCAGCCACCGGAUGUCCGGACAGUGAAGACCCCUUCUCUUUUUUCCCCGCCUUGCCAGCAGCACAGGACCCAAAACAUACCCGGGUUCCAGGUUGCACAACCUUCUCAAUCAAGCACUUCAAGUCCUUCAUCCAUAACGUCGACAACCGCUUGGCCCCCUGAUCUUCCAGAAGAUAAACAGGAACUUAAGACAAUAUGCAUCCGUGAUUCACAGUCCAUCCUCGUGACCACGAGAGGAGGCAACACAGGUAUUGUCAAAGUCCAGACGUCAUCUGCCCUGAAUGCACUUGAUGGUUUGUCCACCAGUCCCAUCAUCACCAUUUCACCUCAGUUUAAAGCUUUCCUUGCGUCCAAAAGCGCUGAGGCGUCUUCUGUCCCCUUUCAGAAGGAUUCUACCCCCACUACAACAGUAGCCCAAUCGCAGAAGCAGCUUCCUUCAGUAUUCAAGUCCUCUGCCAUCACAAAUCUUACAGACCCAAGUAGUUUGACUCCAGGGAUUUCAGAUGUUCCUACAAUUACGAGAAACAUCUACCACCCUUCGCAGACGUUAGCAACUCAUUCUCUGGUGGUAAAAAAUCCUGCUGAUGUUACGGCACCAACCGAGGUAGUUGGUCAGUCCGGUUUGAAGCGACCCAACACAGAGGAGCAACCCAAAGUUACCAAAUUUAUCCUGGUUAAUCCCUCCUCCUCCUCCUCCCCCUCCUCCUCUCGCGCCUGUACUGUAGCUGUUCCAAAAGAAACAUCUACGAAUCCGCAGCUUGGUUCAAGAGUCGUAGUCAUCAACCAACCUUCCGUGACACCGUCCGGUGCUUUAAUGGGAAGUGUUAUAACGCAGUCCAAGACAGCUGGCGUGAAAGGACAACAGAUGACUACGUCUUCAUCAAGUCAAACUCAGAAGGUGGGAUUAAGCCCCGUCUUCGACUCAAAUGCGUUGUCAAAGAAGGUUCCGCUUCCAACAGGACUUCAGAUCCACUUGUCAGGGAUGACGACAACCAUCGGACAGAGCAUCGGCGCCCUGUCGCGUUGCACUUCCCAAAGCACGCCGCCAUCUGUCCCGGCAACCACCUCUCAAUCAACCCCAUUCCCAAAGUCAAAUACCGUCACCAGCUGUCUUAGCCAGCUCGUCGCUAAUUCUACUCUGACCAGAACCUCCCAACCCCAGUCCUUCACAAUAACCUCCGAACUCGGCUCUUUGAUUUCCAACUCUGCUGUUCACGGUCACACUCCCGUUCAGAAGACCUCCGCAACCGUACAAGGCAACCCAAAGCAAAGCGCUAUGGCCACCCUUGCUCAACAGCCCUCACAUGUGCUAGCUCAAGAAGCUAACCCAAUUGUAACGCCCCUUCAAAAAGCUCCCAAUCCAACCCAAUCCCAUGCAGUCACCAACUGUACACAAUUUGUGAACUCUACCCAGCAAAGGAUCGUCAUCAACACUUCGAAGCCCCUCGCCGCCGGCACGCAGAUCCUCCUUAACAAUACAUGUUUUGUUGUUCCUCCCCAGGGUUUAGGUCCAGGUAGCCACGUGCUCAUUAUCUCUAGCCCUUCUCCACAAAAAGUGCCUAAGGCCACCGUUAGCAGCAUUGGCUCAGCAACACCUUUGCAAGGAGCAGGUCAAAGUCCAACAAGCCCUCAAACAACAAUCUUAGCCAAAUCCCAAACUAGGUUACCCGGUGUCCCAGUGGCGAGUUCCCAUUUUGCAACAUGCACCCCUGCUGUUGGUUCGACAAGCUCGCAGGUUUGUACCCCGGCGUCACCUGUGCUAGCCAAACAAUCAGCCCACGUUUCCACAGUCCUAACUGGAAGUCUCGGUGUUGCUUCUGGACUUUCACCGCUCUGUGCUAAAUGUCCCACCGCCAUUUCCCCAGCUUUGUCACGCUUGCCUACUCCUUCAUUAUCUUUGCCCAGCCCAGUCGCCCCUCCCCACUCCAUCUCAGACACAACGAGAAACUCGUAUCCACAACCUACAUCUACACUUACAGCGUCUUCCAUUCAGGGCAUCACCUCGGUCUGUAAGCAGGCACCGUCAGUCAUUCAUCAACCAAUCAAAAGCACCAUGGAUGCGUUGGAAACGGCAUACAUGGUCACCUUGUCCCCACCCCCCGCCCCGUUUCAACCAGUCACGCUGCUGACCACAAACCCCAUCGGCCUGACCAAUCACACACUGGUUCCACCUUCUUUGCAGAAAUCCACUUUAGGUAUGGCAAAAAAGUUGCUCGUCAGUCCCGACGGCGCCAUUUUGAGCUCCGUCCCGUGCCAGGCCCAGGCGGCUGAGCCUAGCGCGUUUCCAAAAGCGACCGCUCUGAUUCUCACCCCGAACAGCUCCGGUGGCGCUUGGCAUCACCAGCUGACACCUAGUCAACCAAAUAACUGAGACCACGAGUCUGGAAUGUUCAUGCACUUGUUAUUAAAACUGCUCGAGAAACCUUGGGUCAGACCCUAUGGUUGGACUAUCAAAUACUGUUUGUUUUUUUCGUUUGAUAACUACUGAGGUUAAUGAAUGAUCUGUGUUUUAGACUUCAUGGCCAGUAAUGACAACUGGGGAAAAGGAGGUUAAAUGGAUUUCAUAUUUGAUUAUACUUAGUACUUUGAAAGCCAGCUUUUUUGAGAAGGUUCAUUGGAACAACUCGCUACUACUUUAAAUGUUUUCAUGGAACAUAACACUUUGUUUGUUGGAGUUUGAAAAAACAGUUUUGCAUUGUAGGAAAUGUAUAUAGACCUUGUUGGAUUUGUACUACGUUAGAGCACAUGUUAAAUGUUUUGCAGUCACUUUGUAUUUAUUUUCUACCGUAUAGAUUUGGAAACUCUUUUGCUCGGUUCAUUGAACAAAUGUUGAGGUCAAAGCGUGGAAAUAAACAAUUCAUCCGUGCCCAUUGA